AUGGUCAAAUCACUUGAUCACGCAUCAUUGGAAUAUUCAACAUUUCGGGUUCCAUACGAGGAAUUGAAUCGAAAAUAUCGAAACGGGCAUAAAAAUAUUGAGAAAGUGACGACGAAGAUUGGCAAGAUUGGGGCGAGUAUCAGGCAGAAGUUGAGCGAAAGUCAGGAACCCAUUCCUGUGGAUUCGGUGGGUUUUUAGUUUUUUUCUCAGAAAAUCUGAGAGCUCUAAAUCUUAAAUAAUCGUAAUUUUUCAUCAAAAUUCGAUUUUCUAAAAAUUCCAAAAACCCCUGAUUUUUUCCCUUCACAAAAUACGUUUUAAAUAUUUUAUACAUAAAAUUUAAUUUUCGAAUCUAACGAUUCCAUUUAAUUUUCGAAUUCAUAGUAAUUUAACAACCGCAGUGUUUACAACUUUUGCCACGUCAUAACCAUAUCGAAUAUUUGCAGAUUAAAAAAGCCUACAAUAGUUUGUGUCAAAAUGUGGAAGAAGCUGAAAAAGUGUUUGGAGAAGCGAGUGAAAAUGGGAUUCGGCAGAUGGACAAAUUUUUGCAUCGAUUGAAUGUUUUGGAACAGGAUGUGGGUUUUUUCACAUCUAAAACUCGAAGUUUGCCACGUCAUAACUCAUUUAAUUUUUCCAGGAAUCUGUUGAUCCUGACAAUGAUAUGCUUGGUGAUUUGAAGCAUAAUCGACUUCGCGCGGCUCGAUAUUCAAUCGAAUAUUUGUUGCUUUGUGGACAUUUGGAGACGGCUAAACAAAUGGCGAAAAGUUUUGGAUUGGAAAAAAUGGUCGAUUCAGAGGUUUAUGAAGAAUGGAGAAUGGUGAGCGAGUUUAUAGAAAAAUUAUUCAGUGUUUUUUAUUUUAAAAUGAUAUGGAUUUGGAAUACUUGAAGAUUGUCUGUGAUUUUGAAAGAAGAAUUUUGGAAACAGUGAAAAAAUUAGGAUUUUUAAAAAGAUAUUUAUUUUGAAAAAAAACUAGUGGUUUUUCACAAGUUGGUAUAAAAAAGAUUUUAAAUUUUAUUGUUCAGAUUUCACCAGGCGGAUUGAAUCAGUAUUUUUUCCGAAAAAUGUAAAAAUUUUGAAACAGUGGAAAAUUUUUUAUUCAAAAUUUUUCACUGUUUCAACAUUUCAAUAUUAUUUUUAUGUUUUUUGUUUGAAGCAUUAUUUUAGUUACAUUCAUCCAGAAAAAAUUUCACAUUUGAAAUACAGUUUUUGCAAGUCAGAAUCUUUUUAAGAAUCAGUGGAAUUUUCAGGUUUCAAAAUUUCGAUAUUACUUUCGAUAAAUUUUGAUCUGAUUGCGUUAUAGAAAAAAUCUCAAAUGUUAUAGAUCUUUACAGAUGAAUAGAACGAAAAUUGAACCCAGCAUUCAAAAUUCACAAAAUUUUUUUAGUUUUGAAAAACUAGCGGUUUUUUACAAGUUGGUAUAAAAAAAAGGAUUUUCAAUUUUAUUCUUCAGCUCCCAGAUUAAUUGAAGCAGUGAAUUUUUUCCGAAAAAUGUAGAAAAUUUGAAACAGUGAAAAGUUUUUUAAUUCAAAAUUCUUCACUGUUUCAAAAUAUCGAUGUUUUUUGUUUGAAGCAUUAUCUCCAUACAUUUUGUCCGGAAAAAAUCUCACAUUUGAAAUACAGUUUUUGCGAGUUAGGAUAAAUAUGAACUAAAUAUAAUCAAUUCAAGAAUCCACGAUUCUUUUCUCAUCAAGAAUAUAACAUUGUUGAAACAGUGAAAAAUUUUGAAUGAAACAUUUCACCUUUUUUAAAUUUAUAUUCAUAGAUUUUAAGAUUCGCAAUAAUGUAAUACUGUUUCCAAAAAUUUUUUCAAAUUUUUUUGUUGUCAAAAAUUUGAAGAUUUUGGCCAAAAUUUAUCUGAUAUUUUUCAAAGAUUCGUAGAAAUUUUGACAAAUAGAAAGGAUUCAUUGUUUUGAAUUUUUGUAUUCUUGUAAUGGUUGAUAUUUGAAACAGUGAAAAAAUAUUAUUGCUAACUUUUCAAAAUUCCUACCAAUUCCCAAUUUUCUUAGGUCGAAACUGCGCUGCUCGCCGGAAACACAAAACCAUGUCUCGAUUGGAUCGAUACGCAUCGCUCAAAAUUGAAACGAAAUGAUAGUCAACUUGAGAUCGUGAUCCGACGACAAGAUAUUAUUGAUAUGGUUUUGGCUGGAAAACGUGUUCAAGCAAUGGAAUAUGUGCGCAAAUUCAUCACACCAUUCGCCAAAACCUUGCCAUCUGUUGAUAUUAAAUUGGUGAGUUAAAUUAAUUUUUAAAUCAAGAUUCAGCCUCUCAAAAAUUAUUUUCAGAUAAUGUCAAUAAUCGCGAUUGCUCCAUGUCUUUCCGAAAUUCCCAAUUCAAAUUCACAAAUUCACAAUUACGAGGAGUUUUUGAGCGAUGAUCGAUGGGAAAAAUGUGUGAAAACGUUUCAAACUGAAGUUUAUCGAACUUAUCAACUUACCGAUCAAUCUGCAUUUUCGAUUUGUUUACAAGCUGGAAUUGCUGCCCACAAAACUCCAUCGUGUAAAUGUGAUCCAAGACCGGCUAAAGAGGUUUGUGUGGUUUUUUUGUGGUUGGGAAAAAUAUGUUUCAAAUUUUUUAUUAAUAAAUUCCAAAUAUACAAUUAAUGAUUCUUGUCAAGAAUUUCUUGAAGAAAGAUAGAAGAAUUUUUCGGGGAAAAAUACUGUUUCAAAAUAUUGGAUAAAACAACUUCUUGAAUAAUUCACUGUUUCAAAUAGUUCAUUUUCAACAUUUUUCAAUUUUUUUUUCAAAUUAAUUGAUUCGGCUUAUGAUCAUGCUUAUUUAAUUUCAAAAAAUAUUUACUUCAGCAAAAAUUAAAAUUUUGAAAAAUUUCACUGUUUCAAUAUUUUUUUAAAAUUCAAUUUUCAUAAUGAAUUAGCAUUAGAGUAAGUAAAUUAUUGAGAAAUUCACUGUUUCAAAAAUUAUAUUUUUCAAUUUUUAUUCGAAUCAAUCUGUAUGGAUUCUGAGAAUUUCUAGUGAAUAACGGUUUUCAAAAAUUAAAUUCUAGGCCUACGGUGAAAAUAAAACUUUUUUUUGUAAAAUUAAAUUUCACUGUUUCAAAAAUUCUAUGUUUUCUUUUUGCUUAUUGAAAAAAUUGUUUGGGAAAAAAAUACUGUUUAUUGGGUUUUUGAGGUUUUCUAGAAAAAAUUCACUGUUUCACAUAAUUAAUGUUCAAUUUUUCAAUUUUUUUCAAAUUAAUUGUAUCGGCUUAUGAUAUGAUCAUGCUUAUUUAAUUCCAAAAAAUAUUUACUUCAGCAAAAAUUAAAAUUUUCAAAAAUUUCACUGUUUCAAAAAUUCUUUAUUUUUUCCUGCUUUAUGUGAAAAUUGUUAUUUUUGAAGUUCCAACUCUCAAAAUUUAUUUUCCAAAAAAAAGCAAACCAAACAUCGUUUCGAGACCCCAAGCAAACGUCAGCACAAUUUUUUGUUAUUUUUUUUGCAAUGAGAAAUUGGAUACAUUUUUCAUUCUCGUGUGUUUAUUUUAUUUUUGAAAAUUUGUGGAGCUUCAAAAAUUCACUGUUUCAAACCCUAACUAUUUUAUUUUCACAUUAAAUUCAGUGAUUUGUUCACAAUUUUGUUUCUGUAGAGCAUACUUUAAAUUAUAAAUAGAUAGAAAAAUGCAUUUUCUGAUUAAACCUGAAAUUGAUUUUUGGAUGAAAAUUGGGUUGAAAUUCUGAGUAUUUUGAUAGCUCAUUCGAGCGGAGCGAGUGUAGACCGCAACCUUCCGCGUAAGCGGCACGUUCUACCGCUUUAGCGGCCACGUGGAUUCACUAUGACUUGGAAGCUCUUAGGCGCAGGUGCUUUAAAACUAUGAUCUGUAGGCGCUGAUCCUUGACAAUUGAACUACCCAGGCACGGCUACUUGAUAUUGAAGCUCUUUAGGAGCGGCUCCUUGUCAGAGUGAAUCUUUAGAUGUGGCUUUUAGGCAAUUAGGAAUUAGGUUGUUAAGGCGCGGCUACUUGGAAACUAGGUUCUCUAGGCGCUUGUUAGAAUUUUAAAUUGGAAAAUUUCACUAAUCCACCCCAUUUCCAGGUCGAUUGUUAUGUGUGCAACGAAACAGUUUGGCGGCUCGCCGACGGUCUACCAAAUGCUCACGUCACAGUGUCUCGCAUCCUGUGCUCAAUGACCGGCGAACCGUGCAACGAGACAAAUAUCCCAUAUCUUCUACCAUCCGGACAUGUUUAUGGACAAUCAGCAAUUGAUCAACUUCGAAGAGGCGAUGAUGUUGUGUGCCCAGAAACUGGAUCAUUGGUCCCAAUUGAAGAAUGUCAACGAUUAUUUUUCCUUUGA
This is a messenger RNA of Caenorhabditis angaria, 4278 nucleotides long. The record is from the annotation of a GenBank genome assembly. NCBI's taxonomy places the organism in Eukaryota, Metazoa, Nematoda, Chromadorea, Rhabditida, Rhabditidae.